Topomyia yanbarensis is the source of this 3520-nucleotide messenger RNA. It is a transcript of the gene ABCD, whose product is annotated as ATP-binding cassette sub-family D member 1. The record is from RefSeq and is a predicted model, not a curated record. The transcript has 7 exons. NCBI's taxonomy places the organism in Eukaryota, Metazoa, Arthropoda, Insecta, Diptera, Culicidae. Gene Ontology annotation, molecular function: ABC-type transporter activity; ATP hydrolysis activity; ATP binding. Gene Ontology annotation, biological process: fatty acid beta-oxidation; peroxisome organization; long-chain fatty acid import into peroxisome. Gene Ontology annotation, cellular component: peroxisomal membrane. The coding region runs from base 781 to 3045 and encodes 754 amino acids.
UAGGAAGGUUUACUUUACCACCAGCGAAAUAUCAUGUGUGCAUGUAAAAAGUGUACUCGAACAGAUGCUGAUUGUUGUGUGUAGUUAGCCGUGAAAAGCUUCUGCAUUCACAGAAAGCUUCUGCUUCUCACUUCGAGUUCUGACUUACAUACGACUGGACUGGGACGCGCUCGCUUUGUCGUCGGUUGAUCCUGGAGGUGUUGUGCCGUUUUUGUUGAAUUAAAAAUUCAAAUGAUCAAUAGCGUAUAGUUGUGGGUGUCAUUAGCGAAUUAUUCUUUCUUGAAAGAUAGUCUCAAUCUCGUAGUGUCUUCUGGUCAUUGUAAAAGUAAAAGUACGUUCUUACAGUGCAGCUGUGCAUGACCGUACGUUCAUACCAACUGAAAAUAUAGAAUGUAUGAGUCGUUCUCAGCGUUUUCCUUGAGCGCGUCGACACUUCAAGGAUUGCGUUCUAGUGUACCUUCGAGCUGCUGCUAACUGCUGAGCAUUUGAAAAAAACUACAAAGAAAUCGGUUCAUUAAAGAGGAUGUACUUUGUGCAAAGGUUAAGUAAUUACUAAAUAGCUGCUGAUUUUCAACCGUUGAAUACCUACAUAAGAAAAAGAAAAAAUAACGUGGAUUAGCUGUUUUCUCCAUCUCCAAUAGCUAUAGCAUCGCAAAAUAUUCGAGAUGAUAGACCAGAAAAUGCUCGGACUGGGUUGAUGAUGAGAAAAGUUCCCUUACAUCCUGCUCACUGUAUGUGAUUUGGUUGUGGUUAAGCGAACGGAAGCAGUUGUGAAUAAAAAUGCCGACUGUUAUUUCAAAAUUUGCCAAAAAGUCCAUCGACAAACUCGAGGAGCUGGGCUACUCCAAAGAGUUGGUCUCCAAAGGUUUAGUGUCCACUGCCUUACUUGCAUAUUGUCUGAAGAUUUCCUAUCCCUACAUAAAGCAGCAGUUCAACCACAGUAACAGUGCACCAGAAAGCAAAUGUGAUAACGGUUUGAGUAGAAAUGAAAACAACAACCUUACCAAACCGGUGCCAACCGAAGAUCCGGAAGAAAAGAUCGAGAAGAUAAUCAUCGAAAAGAAGCGACGGCGGAAAAAGCUGCCUGGCCUUAACCUCGAGUUCAUACUGCAACUGAGAAAGCUCAUUCAGAUCAUGAUCCCGCGCGUUCUCUGCGAGGAGACUGGCCUUUUGGCGGUCCACACUCUGUGCCUCAUUUCGCGGACCUUCCUCAGCAUUUAUGUUGCCGCGAUGGAAGGUGCCAUAGUGAAGUAUAUUGUGCGAAAAGAUGUGAAAAACUUUGUGCUGAUGCUGCUCAAGUGGUUCGGCAUCGCGAUACCAGCCACGUUCGUCAAUUCCAUGAUCCGAUAUCUGGAGAACAAAUUAGCGGUGGCGUUUAGAACUAGACUAGUGAACCACGCUUACGGUUUGUACUUCAAGAAUCAAACCUACUACAAAGUGUCAAAUCUGGAUGGGCGAAUCGAAAACGCGGAUCACCGUCUAACCGACGAUAUUUCGACCUUCUCGAGCUCGGUCGCUCACCUCUACAGCCACCUGACGAAGCCAUGCUUCGAUCUGAUGUUGAUUGGUAUUGCAAUGGCGCGUUCGUCAAGGAAAAUGAAAGCGAACAUUGUAAUGGGACCGGCACUGGCCAUGUGUGUGAUAGGAACGACGGCACACAUUAUGCGGAUAGUAUCACCCAAAUUCGGACAGCUCGUUUCGGAAGAGGCGAACCGAAACGGAUAUCUGCGACAUGUGCAUUCCAAGAUAAUAACAAACGCCGAGGAGAUCGCUUUUUAUGGUGGACACAAGGUAGAGCACGCGCAAUUACGGGAUGCAUACGCACGCCUAGUCAAUCAAAUGAAUAUAAUCUUUACCCAAAAGCUUUGGUUCAUAAUGCUCGAACAAUUCUUUAUGAAGUAUGUCUGGUCCGGUACCGGAAUGAUUAUGGUUUCUUUGCCUAUCUUAACGACAGGUGGUCUACCGGACGAUGCAAAAAGUAGUAUAAUCAAGUCAAACUCCGAGCAUGGAGUCAGUGAGAGAACACAAUAUUUCACGACUGCUAGGAACCUACUACUAAGUGGGGCAGAUGCGAUCGAGCGUCUUAUGUCCUCUUAUAAGGAGAUUGUUGCCCUCGCGGGUUACACUAGUCGUGUAGCGGGAAUGUUUGAAGUGUUUGAUGAGGUAUCUCGUGGAAUUUAUCAGAAGACUGUCGUCACUCCAGAUCGUAACGGUGGUGGGGUUCUAGAGUUUAUAAAUGGCCAACCUGUAGCCAAAGGAAAGAUAGUUUGCAGUGAUCACAUCGGUGAUAUGACCAUAUCGUUGGAAAAUGUGCCGGUGGUGACACCAAACUGUGACAUCGUUGUGUCCAGCUUGACUCUUACCAUUAGCCCUGGAAUGCAUUUACUAAUCACCGGACCGAACGGAUGUGGCAAGUCGAGUCUUUUCCGCAUCCUCAGUGGGCUGUGGCCGAUUUACGGAGGAAUACUGAGUUUACCAAAGCUAGCGGAAGGAAAGCCCUGUAUGUUUUAUAUUCCCCAACGACCGUACAUGUCUUGCGGAAGUCUGCGUGAUCAGAUUAUUUAUCCGGAUACGCGCAAGGAGAUGGCAAAUAAAAACAUCACCGAAUACCAGCUGAGAGAGAUCAUGCGAAUGGUGUGCUUAGAGCACAUUAUAGAUAGGGACAGUUUUGACGAAAUUCGAGACUGGAAGGACACACUCUCUGGCGGCGAAAAACAACGAAUGGCGAUGGCCAGGCUGUUUUAUCACAAACCACAUUACGCUCUGUUGGAUGAAUGCACCAGCGCUGUAUCCAUCGACGUAGAAAGUUCGAUAUACGAGACGGCUAAAUCGAUGGGAAUCACUCUUCUGACGAUCACCCACAGGCCGACAUUAUGGAAAUUCCACACCCACAUACUAGAGUUCGACGGACAAGGUGGAUGGGUGUUUGAACAACUUGCCAAUGAUGCUCAGCCACAGGUUCCUAAAGCUAGACAGAGCAUAUUCCAAAAUCACAAACCAUUCACGGACGCACAGGAUAUGACAGUUUCUGCAGUUUCAGUGUAAUUUAUCACUUACGGACAUCAGCCAGUGUUCUUAGCAGGUGUCCAUCACAAAUUAUCGAGAUUAUUCAAAAUAUUACACAAUCUGUGACAAUUCUAGCAAAAUUACCUACCCUAGAAGCAUAGUUUAAAUAGCAUAUUGAAGGUGAUUAGUUGGCGUACUUAUCGCAAGAGAAGGCAAACAGGAACAAAUUCAUCUAGCUUUACUGAGAUGAUGAACUACAAUCCAGUUGUUCGAUUAACGUUUUAUCAGAACGUCUAAGCUAGUAUUAGGAAGGGUUAACAAAUUAGGCAUAUUUCCUUCACUGUCAAUUGAACAUCACUUUCUGUACAGUCUAAAAAUCCUACAGUUCUUUAUUAUUUGUACAGAUUUGUUUAGUGAAUCCACAGCUUUGGGGCUUCUAUCGGUUCCAAUCAGUUUGGAUAAAAUUACUUGUAAUAUUAUUGUAAAAUACAUUUCGAAGUGAUUUCAAAGUAAA